Myotis daubentonii (Daubenton's bat) is the source of this 1119-nucleotide messenger RNA. Its product is annotated as basic salivary proline-rich protein 2-like. The record is from RefSeq and is a predicted model, not a curated record. The coding region runs from base 1 to 1119 and encodes 372 amino acids. Lineage: Eukaryota; Metazoa; Chordata; Mammalia; Chiroptera; Vespertilionidae. The transcript is spliced from 4 exons.
AUGCGGACGCACGUCGUUCAGGAGCCUCUGAACCCAAAACCUCCACAAACCCCACCACCGCCCGCCGCAGCCACACCGACCCCGAGGCGCCUUCCCCCGGCCCGAGCCCGCCGCUUCCGCACCGGCAACCUGACUGCUCUCGUCCUCCCCGUCGCCAGAACCAGCGGGGGCCCGCAGCUCCGGGGGGCCCCCAGCCAGGCUCGCGGCCGCGGGGACCGGACCAGCGCGGUACGUGUCGGGCCUCGCCGCCCGCCGCGCCAGGUUAGCCAGCCGUUACCCCGGGGGGGAGGCGAGAAGGGGACGCACCGCCUACGUCUUGACCGUCAGGCGAGCAGGAGUAAGUGUGGGGAGAGGCCCCUGCGCCGCCCAGACGCGAAGAAGAGCGAGGAUGAGGCGAGGACGGCCCGCGGCGCAAAGUUGCAGGACGACCUGUUCCCGUCUGCGGGCCGGACGCGCUUUCCCUCCCCGCAGACGCCGCGGCCGCCAGCCUCCGGGCACCGAGGGGCGGGCCCAGCGGGCGGGCCGGAGCCGCCUCCUCUUCACGGACCCCGGCCCCACCGCGCAGCCCGGAAACCGGGACCCGCGCGCCCCCACCGCCGCCCCUGUGCAAAAGGCUGGCAGAGCGUCGACUCCGCACCGGUCCAGGCCGACGGCCGAAGGGCGGAACCCUUCCGAGGGCGGCCCCGCGGCCCCACCACCGCCCCCGCCCUCUGCGCUGCCCCCGCCCGCUCGGCAGGCUGCAGGCCCCGCCGCCCGGCCUCACCUCAGGGACGAAACACGGGCAGCGCGCGGGACCUCAAGUCCGAGUGCGGCCGCCGCCCGUCGCCUCCGGCUCCAGCUCCGGCUCGGGCUCCGCCCCUUGCCCGCCGCGCGCACCCGGCCCGCCCGGCCUCUCCGCCCCCUCAGCUCAGCGCAGCCCUGGCCGCUCCGGCUGGGCCAGGCUCAGCAGCACUGAGCAAGAAGCCCAGGCCCCAGGCCUUUUCCUCCGGGGCCCUGCCAAAGCCACCCAUUCCCGGUCUUCCUGGAGCCCCAGCAGAGCCUGGCACGCGGCGGGUGGGCGGAGCCGGACUGCGCUCGCGCUCCAUCCACUACUGCCUGCGAAGUGGGCAGGUCAUUUAG